Messenger RNA from Psilocybe cubensis, 570 nucleotides. RefSeq lists its product as uncharacterized. The coding region runs from base 1 to 570 and encodes 189 amino acids. NCBI's taxonomy places the organism in Eukaryota, Fungi, Basidiomycota, Agaricomycetes, Agaricales, Agrocybaceae. The record is from RefSeq and is a predicted model, not a curated record. The transcript has 3 exons. Gene Ontology annotation, cellular component: nucleus.
AUGGCUCCUGCUAGUACCUCCAAGGCUGCGGCUGCCACUAAAAAGGUCAAGAAAGAGAAGCUGUUCCACCCGGCUUCGAGAAAAGCGGGUCAGCUUGCACGCCACGCUCUGCGCAAGGGAAAGCUGGUUGACCUUUAUGGCUUUUUCUAUCAUGCCGUCCCAGAAGAGGGUGUCCUCACGCUUGAGGAGUUGCAUCAUAUCAUUAGCGAUGUAUGGCUGACUCGCUUUGAUGAAGAAUUGGAGGCCGAGCGGUCAGCAAGGCGGAAGGGGAGACCAAAAUCUGCGAAGGAAAUGAAACUGGAAGAACUCAAACUCAGAGAGGCAGAAAUUUAUCGUACAGGCAUGGAGGUCAUUGAUCUAACACACCCUCCUACUGUGGAAUUAUUCCGAAGAUGGGAUCAGAAAGAAGUUGCAUUUAUUCAGCUGCUGCGGUUUAUUCGAAUAUUUAGCACCGACCCACAGCUCGCCUUGGUUUCGCGGCCAGGAAAACACCUGUCUAUCACAGUGCCCCCGCCUGUUCCUGACGACGCUAUGGAUCUCGCUGAAGAAAACGAAAUUAAAUUUGCCUAG